Messenger RNA from Chrysemys picta bellii (western painted turtle), 700 nucleotides. Lineage: Eukaryota; Metazoa; Chordata; Testudines; Emydidae. The record is from RefSeq and is a predicted model, not a curated record.
UCCCCCUCCCCAGCCUUCGCUGAGCAUGGAUCCCCCAUCCGGAGUGGUGAGCGAAGGGCUCCCCCUGCUCAUCACCUGCACGGCCCCCAGGGAUGCUGGUCAGCGGAGGUUUCACUUCUACAAGGACAGUGUUGAGCUCGUUCCUGGGGAUGUGGAGUCUGAGAUCAGCACCACAGAGCCCAGCACCAGGUCUAUGAACAUCUCUGUGCUCAGCAUCCCGCAGGCCGGUCCCAACAACACCGGGGAAUUCACCUGCGGGUACGAGGAGAACGUGGGUGGAAGGUGGAUCCCAUCCCCCAGGAGCCACGCUGUUAAUGUCACUGUUACAGCCUCACACUAUACCCGUGAUAUUCUGCUGGGAACUGGUGGCAUCUUGCUUAUGGGUGGAGCCCUGGCUGCUCUCAUCUGCUACUGCCAUAGGAAGAAAAGAGUUCCAAAGCCUCUGAAAAGCACCAAGGGAUCUGAGCCUGGAGAACACACCAGGAACCUGGAUCCUGGUCAUGAUAAUAAGGGAUCAAAAGCCACGGGUGCUGGAGCAGAGCAGAUGGAACAGGGCUCAGAAGUCACCUACGCACUCAUAGCAUUCCCGGCCUCACAGGCCCACACGUCCCAGAUGACAAAAAAACCAAAACCUGCUGAAGAUGAGCAUGUGCUGUAUAGCGAGGUGGUGACAACGCACACCUGGAAGGCAACUAAAUAA